Messenger RNA from Parasteatoda tepidariorum (common house spider), 437 nucleotides. NCBI's taxonomy places the organism in Eukaryota, Metazoa, Arthropoda, Arachnida, Araneae, Theridiidae. The record is from RefSeq and is a predicted model, not a curated record.
AACUAAAAGUCACACCUUAUCACCCAACGCCCGAUUUCCGAAACUCAAUCGGCAGAAAUAAAAUGUCGAGCGGGAGCAGUAAUAGUUCUGAAAAUACUCCACUUCUAAAUGGAAGUCACGAGGGCCCCUGCUAUGCCUACUCCUACACGCAAAGUCGAGAAGACGAUGAUGAAGAAAAUGGCGAAAAAAUGGAUCCCUCCCUUUCUCCUGAUUCAACUUGGAUGAGGGAGAAACUUCCCCAAAUUCUCAGCCUCAUACAAAAAAUUUUCUUUAUCCUAUUAUUCAUUUUAUGCACGGUAUCUUUGAGCUUUGUUGAUGUAGAGAAUGGAGAAUGGAACUCGACUUUUAUUUCAAGAGGGCGGACUAACAGUAUCCUUUUUUUUUAUUGUACUUCACUCAAGUCUGACACAAUAUUCAAAACGAGCUUAAAAAUUUAA